AUGACCGGGGAUGAACCUACAACCAACAGAUGGAUUUCGGAAAAACUUACGACGUGCUGGGAGGAGGCACAGCAGCUUCCUAAAGCAAAGCCGCAUGCAGAUCCUAGACAUCCAGUACCUAUACCAAGCCCAAAUGAACCAACUAAAGAAAUUAUAAACGUAGGGUCAGAAGACAUGCUGGAAAUAUCACCAUCAGAAAUUAAAUACACACUACAACAGAUGAAAAACGGCAAGAGCCCGGAAGAAGAUCGAAUAACACAGGAAAUGCUAAAGCUGGGUGGAAAAACACUAAUAGAGACAAUAGGAAUGCUGUUAAAUGACGACGAUCUUACAGACAGAAUAUCACUUGGCAAAGGAGUACGACAGGGGGAUACCAUCUCUCCCAAGCUGUUUCCCCAGCACCAGAAAAUAUAUGUUUUUAAGAAGCUCGAAUGGAAAAAUAAAGGCCUAAAGAUGGAUGGAGUAUACCGCAAUCACCUCAGAUUUGCAGACGAAAUAGUCUUAAUGAACAGCAACAUUCAGGCACUGAACAACAUGGUAGAUGAGCUAAACGAGCAAUCCAAGAAAACAGCUUUAAAAAUUUUCCUAAACAAGUACAAAAUAAUGAUCAAAAAUGAAUGUAACAUCACCAUAGACCACGUUCCCAUAGGGAAUGUAGAACACUACAUCUAG
This is a messenger RNA of Dendroctonus ponderosae (mountain pine beetle), 672 nucleotides long. RefSeq lists its product as uncharacterized. Bases 1 to 672 code for a protein of 223 amino acids. Lineage: Eukaryota; Metazoa; Arthropoda; Insecta; Coleoptera; Curculionidae. The transcript has 3 exons. The record is from RefSeq and is a predicted model, not a curated record.